Molecule: messenger RNA, 228 nt
Organism: Prunus armeniaca (apricot)
Lineage: Eukaryota; Viridiplantae; Streptophyta; Magnoliopsida; Rosales; Rosaceae
Source: the annotation of a GenBank genome assembly
AUGGCUACAUCCCUAGAGCCAUGUGCUAAGCAUGGGCAGCCACAUAUGGGAGUCAAAUCAGCUCAGGAACUCAGAAAGAUGAACAAAAGUCAAGCUUUUCAUAAAGAAACCAUACCAAAGCAUGUAUUUGGCAGUUGGAGCAGUUGGCAAGUAUGGGCAGCUGGAGCAGUUGUCAUGUAUGAGCAGCUGGAGCAGUUGGGAGCAGCUAAGAGAGGUGUGCUUCACUAG